Corticium candelabrum is the source of this 1398-nucleotide messenger RNA. Its product is annotated as ATP-dependent DNA helicase RecQ-like. Gene Ontology annotation, cellular component: cytoplasm; chromosome; nucleus. The transcript has 3 exons. The record is from RefSeq and is a predicted model, not a curated record. Lineage: Eukaryota; Metazoa; Porifera; Homoscleromorpha; Homosclerophorida; Plakinidae. Gene Ontology annotation, biological process: double-strand break repair via homologous recombination. Gene Ontology annotation, molecular function: 3'-5' DNA helicase activity; four-way junction helicase activity; ATP binding. Bases 1 to 1398 code for a protein of 465 amino acids.
AUGGGUGACAUGCGCUUUCAGCAGUUUUUGGCCAGUGUUUCUGCUGUCCUGGAUGGUAUACCCAACUUUCCAAGACCUCUAAAGAGUCAGCAAGAGAGUGCCCUCUUUGCAAUAACUAUGAAGCAAGAUGUCUUUGCCAUUUUACCUACUGGAUAUGGGAAAUCCUUGGUUUACCAUCUACUGCCAUUAGUAUACAAAGAGUUUUACAAAUGUGAGAUCCAGCCAACAGUUUUGGUUGUUUCUCCAUUAGUAGAACUCGUGAAAGAACAGGUCAAACAACUAGAAGACAAAGUUUUAGUUUCCAUGGUCAUUUCCCAUUCCUUACUGGAUGACCUUCUCAUGGACAAUCACUUCUUGGACAAGUGUUCUAUACUAUUUGGCAGUCCAGAAGCUAUUCUCAACAGUGCAUGGAGAGAUCAAAUACAACAGCAUACAGCAUUUCAAACUCGUCUGGUUGCUGUUGUAAUUGAUGAAGUUCACUGCGUAACAGAAUGGGGAACUGCAAACAAAAAACGGCAAGAGGCUGCAUUUCGUGAAUGGUAUUCACAACUUGGUCAGAUCAGAGCUCUAGUAAGUUUUGCAGUUCCAAUUGUAGCCAUGACAGCAACUGCAACAGCAGAGACAAGAUCAACAGUUAAACAAAUACUCAAAAUGAGACACCCUGUAAUAGUAGAAGCUAACCCCGAUCGACCAAACAUCAAAUACAGCGUGCAAAAGAUCGAAGAUGAUCCAUUUGUGACAUUUAAAUGGCUUGUUGAUGAGCUGAAGAAGAAAACAACAGCCGCUCCUAAAACAAUCAUUUACUGCAGACGAGUCAAAGACUGUGCCUACAUCUACAGAGUCUUUCAGAUGGGCAUACCUGAUUGCAUUGCAUACCAUCCUGCCAUGAGUGAGAAAGUUGCUAAAAACCGCAUAUUUGGGAUGUUUCAUCAAUCCACAGAAAAAGAAAUUAAAGAUACAGUCAUCCAGUCAUUCAGAAAACCAGAUGGUGUGUGCAGAAUUGUCAUUACAACAAUUGCUCUUGGAAUGGGAAUGGACUUCCAAAACAUUAGACGAGUAAUCAACUAUGGUCCCCCUAAUACACUUGAGCAAUAUAGUCAGCAAUGUGGCCGGGCAGGGAGAGACAAUGAACAAUCAAUAGCUGCAAUCUACUAUCAUGGACGACAUCUCACAACUUGUGAUGAAGCACUAAGAGGAUAUACAUCUCAGACAGAGUCAUGCCGUAGAGAGCUUCUUCUUGGCCACUUUGAUGCUCCCAACAAGUAUGUACAUGACUGGAUUGAAACAUGUCCCAACACCAAGGGUCUGACUCCAGCAACUGAUGAGAUGGAGAAACAAAAUGCAAGCACUGGUGUUCCAAAGAUCAAUGACAGUAACAGUCUUGAGCCAGAAGGCUAA